UUUAAACCGAAGCCGCGGCCCAGGGCACCUAGAGAAUGAUGUUAUAGUUGCAGAGGAACAGCCGGUGCACGGGAGGCCGAAAGCUCAUGGAACCCGCGAAUGUGAUACGGCGGCCUUAAAGGAGUACGGAGGCCGAGAAAGAGCCGAGAAUUUGAGGAGGGAGCCGGGAAAGGGCGACGAUUGCCUUGAACUGGAGAGUUCAAUGGCUGAGAGUAGGCUCCGGGCUCCGGACCUAGGGGCUCAGCUAGGAGUUUCCAGUUGUCUGGGAAAAUGCCCGAAGAGCUCACCGGAUGCUGGGAGGCAGCCCUUUUCUGGAAAGUCCUUUUACUUGGAUCUGCCCACUGGCAAGAACCUACAGUUUUUGACGGGGGCCAUCCAGCGGCUGGGCGGGGUAAUUGAGGGGUUUCUGAGCAAAGAAGUAAGUUACAUCGUGUCCAGCCGCAGGGAGGCAAAGGCCGAGAGCAGCGGGACAAGUCACAGAGGCUGCCCCAGCCCCAGCGAGGUCACAGUGGAAACACUGUCCGUAGCCAGCCCAAAAGGCAGCCGUGCCAGCCCCGCACAGAAAGCUGUGGACUCGGUGCCUCUGAGCAGAGGGAAGGAGCUCCUGCAGAAGGCCAUCAGGAACCAGGGCAGCGGCGGCGGAGGCGGUGGCGGGCGCGGCAGCAGCCUCCUGAGCAACGCCCGCUCCUGGGGGGUGCGGAUUCUCCACGUGGAUGCAGGUGCAGAGAUGACACGUAGCCAGAAGGUGGCAGGCAAGGCUGGUGUGAUCCAGCAAGCCAGGCCGGGUGAGAAGUUUAGUCCCCCAGCCCCAAGAUGGGGCUGUGCUGGGGAAAUGAGGAGAGGAAGCCUUCGGCUGCAGCCCUCUGUUUCCUCCACAGAAAUGAUGAUGCAUGUGCAGCAGCUGUCUCUUGAUGCACCAUGUGUGAAGAAGCAAGGGCCAAAGAAGCCAGAGGGAACAUGUCCAGCAGAGUCAAGAACACGGAAAGAGCUCAGGCCCCACACCGGAGCAGACAGAUGGCUAACGGGCACACUCUUCCUUCCAGUGGCCAGACUGAAGGCACCGUUCCUCAAAGUCGAAGAUGAGAGCAGGAAGUUUCGUCCUUUCCACCAUCAGUUUAAAUCCUUUCCCGAAAUUUCUUUUCUGGGACCCAAAGACGCAAGUCCCUUUGAGGCCCCGACGACUCCGGGCAUCCCGCAGCAUACCAGAGAAGCCAGGGACCAGGAGCCAAGCCGGCGAUCGGCCGCCUGCACGGUGCCCAGGAGGAAGAAGGGGUACUGCGAGUGCUGCCAAGAGGCCUUCGAGGAGCUGCGCGGGCAUCUUCAGAGCCCCCAGCACCGGGGCUUUGCCCUGGAAGCCCGCCCGUACGCCGAAGUGGAUCGGAUCAUCGCCCAGCUGGGCCACAGCUUUGCGGACAUCCCCUUCCAGGCCAGCCUCCCCGGGCAGCCAGGCUCCUUGGCUUCCGAUUGUGACCCUCUGUGUCCUGAGACUCCGCCUCCCAGCCAGCCAUCCUAUCUCAGGGCAGCAUCUCCCAGGAGGAGGAAAGAAGACGAUCACCAGGCCCCAGGUGCCUCAGAGCAAGAUGGGACAGUGGGCGGCAUGAAAGCACCAGCUGAACCUGUGGAGGCUGGCAAGAUACCUGGACCAAUAGCAAGCCGCCAGGAGCCGGGAGGGUCGGCUGAUGUCUCUGUGGACCCCCGAGAGACACCAGUGUCCAGGAGCCCUGCUUACCAGUGCCUGCUGACCAGCUCUGGAUUUGCUGAACUCUCCUCUGGCCCAGACCUGGCACUUGUUGGCCACAAGCGGAAGGUUCAGUUCCCCAGUGGCAAUGCCGAGAAGAGGCCAGGGGUGUCCUGGCCACAGGCCUCAUUCUUCGUCCCGAGAGCCCCCAGCCCCUGUGGCACCAGGACAGCCAGUGGCAAGCAUCUUCCCUCCCUUCCCCUUCCAGGCCAUGAGCCCAGGCCUCUGGCCUCCCUCCAGCCCGUGUGCCACCAGCAGACCUGCCUGUCCCUCCCGGGCCCCUUUCCCGGGCAGCCCACAGACAGGCCAGCAGAGUUCUGGGCCACACAGGCCCCCUGGCCUGGGGGAGGAUGGCCCCCAGGAUCUAAGGAUUCUGAGUGCGCAGCCUCUGGCCCUGUCUCCCAGCAGGCUGAGCAGCUGCCCAGCGGCCCCGCAGCUCCAGGCCAGCUGCCAGCCCACCUGCACUCAGCUGCGGGCACACAGACCCCAGGAGGACCUGCAGAGAGCCAGGCUACCUCUCUGCCCCCGCCCCUUCCAGCCAGCCGGGGGGCCAGCCGCUCCCGAUGGUCCUGGACCCCCCAGCCUCUCCCUGUCUCCCAGUCCCAACCCCAGCCCAGUGCCAACAGAGAACUACUCCUGUGAGUCCCCCCAGGCACGCAGCUCUGGGGCCAGACAGCUCCCGACUCAGGGCAAGUUCCACCUCUGCUGAGCGCUGCACACCCAGCCCGGGCUGACCGGGCACACGGGGAGGAGCUGCGCCAGGGGCCUGGCCCUUGAAGUCCACGUGAACAGCUGUGGUCAUGGCCAAGCUCUGUGGGGUUGACGGGGCCAGGCCUCCCACCCGCCAGGUCUUCAGGUGGGACCAAGAGGGUCUGGGCUGGGGGCUGCCCUCUCCCCUUCCUCCAGCCAUGGCUUGUGCAGCCACGGCCAGCUGCCCAGGCCAGGAGGCAGAGGCAAGGUUGGCAUAGGGAGAGCCCACAGAGAAGCUAGAGCAGCAGGCGCCAUGGCCUGGCUUACCGUCCCUCUGCAGGUACUUGCUCUGCAGAGCCAAGAGGGUUAGUUGUCGGUGUUCACAACCACCCCCCCCCAGCCUCCUUUCCCACAAGCAUGUGGCUCUCCUGCUUUCUGAGAUGUGUUGUCCCCUCCCCCAGCCCCCCACGCUGGUGCACACAGAUCCUCAGGAACAUAUGAAGCAGAGGAGGGGCUCGGCUGUGCACUUCCAGAGCUCCCUCCCUGCUGCACUUAGUGGGGGCCCGGCACUGACCUCUCCCCUGAGCCCAGGAUGUAGCCAGAGCCCCCUCUGGGGACCCCUCUCAGCUCUUCCCUGCCGCCUAGCUCUGGCUGCCCACCCAGAGUUCAGUUCCAGUGUCAGUGGCUCACCUGCCAACUUCUGCAAUCACCCUCCUCCCUCUCUCCUUCCCCAAGGACCUCCCCCCAUUUCUUUCAGGCAAGCCAUUAAUCUGGAGACAGAGAUGAGUUUGCUAUCGAUUCUUUGGCCACUUUUUUUUUUUUUUUACAUUUUGUACUGUGGUUCCUCUCACCCUUCUCUGCCUCUGUGUGUUUCUCUCUUUAAAUGUGGGGCUACCAGAAGGCUGGUGCUAUUCUGUGUCUCAUUUUGGAGGAAGAAAGGGGGGCCUACCUGCAGGUGAGGACCUGAGUUGUUAGUUUGGAAAUAGAGCAACUAUGUGUGCAACCCUCACAGAGGUCGUGUUUGUCCUUUUUAUGCCAUCCUGUUAAAUUUCACAAUUAAUCUUGGUUCAGGAGAUGUAAAAUAAAUUUGUUAAUAACAAAUAGCAAA
Lagenorhynchus albirostris (white-beaked dolphin) is the source of this 3536-nucleotide messenger RNA. RefSeq names its product DBF4 zinc finger B (gene DBF4B). The transcript has 13 exons. Gene Ontology annotation, cellular component: Dbf4-dependent protein kinase complex; nucleus. NCBI's taxonomy places the organism in Eukaryota, Metazoa, Chordata, Mammalia, Artiodactyla, Delphinidae. The coding region runs from base 203 to 2380 and encodes 725 amino acids. Gene Ontology annotation, biological process: positive regulation of nuclear cell cycle DNA replication; regulation of cell cycle phase transition. The record is from RefSeq and is a predicted model, not a curated record. Gene Ontology annotation, molecular function: protein serine/threonine kinase activator activity; zinc ion binding; nucleic acid binding.